CAGCCCUCCAUAGUCGACGGCUACAACGCUAGCUGCACCAGCUGCCAGUACCAAUUCUGCUCUCGGUGUCAGCGCUCCAGGGACACCGUCCUACUACGCUGUCGCGAGGAAGACAGCUUCGAGUGCGAAGAGAGUUUUAGCAAUUACGCCUUUGAUGAUAGUCUGGGUGGUGGUGGUGGUGGUGGUAGUGGUGGUGGGAGCUUCAACGUGAGUGGCUGCACUGGCUACAAUGCUAGGAGAGCGUCGGCUCUCUCCAAUACAUCGGUCGGUAGUGCAAAGAGUAGGAAGAAUCUGAAGAGACUCUGA
Helobdella robusta is the source of this 306-nucleotide messenger RNA. RefSeq lists its product as hypothetical. The transcript has a single exon. Lineage: Eukaryota; Metazoa; Annelida; Clitellata; Rhynchobdellida; Glossiphoniidae. The record is from RefSeq and is a predicted model, not a curated record. The annotation marks the transcript as partial.